GAGGGGCGGAGAGGACAGUGACAAGUCCAGCUAGCCAUAAGGAGCUCUUUUUCUCUAAACACGAUGAGUUUAGAUUAAACCGCCGCCAAAAUUGAACUCCAGAAUGUACUGAUUGGAAAACUUUGCGGGGAAAUGUCAAGUAGUAGCUGUACUAGCGAUGUAAGCUAGCCAACGUGACCGAGCUGACAGCGAAGAGGCGCUAGCAGGUUAGCUAGUACACCUGUGUUGCUCUGUGUUCACGGCACAAUCAUGAGCGAAGAUGACAAUUCAGCGCCGGCAAGUAAAGACAAAGACUCUACCCUUUUGCUCACCAAAGACGGACAGAGAUACUAUGUGAACAAGAGCGGCGUAGUCGACAGCAGAAAUGUGAUCACACCUCAGGAGACGGAAAGCAACGCCUUCUCGUACGACAUGGACGAUCCGGACGAGGAGAGCGACGUGCUGGACACCUCAGACCCCAGGGACAGCGCCGCCAGUCCCGAGGAGCUCAACGACGAGGACGUGUCCGAGGGCGACAACGCUCCCAAACAGUGCACCUACGAGGGCUGCACGGAGACCACAACCCAGGUGGCCAAGCAGAGAAAACCGUGGAUGUGCAAGAAACACCGCAACAAGAUGUACAAAGACAAGUACAAGAAGAAGAAGAGCGACCAGGCCAUGUCCAGUGGGAAACUUGAUGAGAACUCAGAGGAGCGGCCCGUGUCUGUGAACAAGCAGCGUCUUGGUACCAUGGGCGACCGACCAGCCAGACCCUCCCUGAUCGAGCAGGUGCUCAACCAGAAGAGACUGUCAUUGCUCCGGAGCCCUGAGGUCAUCAGCUUCCUCCAGCAGCAGCAGCAUCUGUUGGCCGCACAGAGCCGCAGCCAAUCCCAGCAGGAGUUCCAAGGCUGCUAACACCAGCCAGUCAGCCGUUCACCUCGGUGCUGGUCAUACACAAGGACUACUGAAGAAAUACUGAUAGACAGUUGACACUGAAAUGGUCACCUUACUCGGUCAGCAUAACUUUUACCAACUGCAGUGUUUCCCAUACAUAUACCAAUGUGUGGUGCAGCGCCACACAAUCAACACCAAGCGCCACAAAUUGAUUCCGCUUUUUUUUCCCCCAACACAAUUUUCAAAUAUAAAUAUUGUUCCGUUCAUUCAUCUCUGCAUAGUGCUCUUUCUCCCUGUCAUUCUCUUUCACACACACACACGUGCAGACAUGCCAGUGGUGCGCAGGUACACUUAUAAACGACCCGCACUCGCCCGACGUUUUCAACCAACCUGACCGCAACUCGGACCGAAGUAUUAAUUAAAAUAAUGUUUCCGACCCGCUUCUCGACCCACUUAUUUUAAAAGGAAUAGGCCAUGCUCUUGAUUAGGUUUAUCAUAGCCUUUUUGGCUUAUGUGAAACUGACAUCCCUGAGUCAUAUGCAUUUAAAACAAAGUAUUAUAAUUUUGAUGCAUAGAAGUUUAAUGUGAGGAACCUGCAUUAUUGCAUUAGCCUAUUUUAUCCUGCUUCAGAAUUCAUGCAAAAGUUAAUAAUAAUGGCCUAACAUUCACAAUAAAUAAGGAUUUCCCACUAGCCUACAUAAAAUGUUGUUUGAGCAGUUCCUCACGGGGAUGCCUAAUUGAUGCUAUCUCCCAAGCAUAAAAUCAGAAUAUUUUAAGAAACGUCUUUAUUCGCAGACACUCUUAACAUUCUGCAAAUUGAAACCAGGUUGUUCACCAGGUCAACAAAUAGCCUAUACUAUUUAUUUUAUUUUACCAGAAAAAAAGGUAGAUCAAAGAACAGGUUGAUAUUGGUUGAGGUAGCUCUUGAGUUCAGUAUUUGAAAUAAAAACCUCCAGCUUUAGUUGAUUUUUUUUUUUGCAAUUCAUUCCUUGAAUGUCACAGAAUCUAAAGAUUGCAAAAAAUAGGCAAAAAUUUAAGUAAAAACUACACUUUAACUUCAUUUUUGGAAAUUCUCAACGUGAAACUUAAAAGACAGGUCUUCCUUUAACAUGAAGUCCAGGUAUUUGUAUGAGCAAACUAAUUCUACUGGCCUGCCCUCUAAUGUAUGGAGUUGGGGCGAGGAAUGAAACCAGGCAGGGUUGAGGUAAAAAUGUUUUUAGUUGUCUUCUCUUAAAGAACUUACGUUAAAGAAUUAAGAUUGAGCUGAAUCAUUUCAAAUGCUUCUUGUAGCUUUAAAAUUGUCUCAGCAGAUGACUCUGAAGAACAAUAGACAGGUGCAAACAAGUGUAUAUUUAACCUAUAGCAGCUUCAGAAAGUGUGUGUUUGAAUGCCGCCCGCUGCACACACCCCGAUGACCAACUCCAGGGGGGCACCACAAAUUGCUACCUGGUCUGUGGGAAACACUGAACUGUGCAGCCACAUCGAAGGAAUUAUUAUGAAAAAAAAAACUGUGAAGAGCAUGGUGAGUCCUGUGUACUGUAUGGUGGAGUUAUCAAAGUACAAGUCUGAAGUAGGCCUGUAAAGGAGGCUGGCCGCCCAGUCAAGCUCCACCUGGCACUGUUUAGGAAGCAGAUGUCCCAAAAUAUCACUGAUGCAAACCAGCACUUACUUUGACUAAUAGUUGUUGUGAUUUUCCUUUUGAGUUAUGUUGUUUUACCCUAGUUUUAAUGUCAAAUCCCAGUUGGUCAGUGACUUUAUUUCAUUUUUUGUUACUGUGCCCAUUUUUUUAAUCUUACAACCUCAACCAUCAUGGUAAUACCUUCUAACUUACAUGGCCAGGAAGCUUAAUUGGGUCUACCUUUAUUUAAAGGGACUUGUGAAAUUUGUGGCAGUAAUAUCAAGCCAGUAGAUCAUUGCUGUCCAGACAAAAUCCAGCUGUUGAAGCCACAGAUUUGACUAGAAUAAUUCUGGUGGCCCCAUUUUUAUGCUCCUGCGAUCCAUGUUUGAGUGCCACUUUACCUUUAGAAAAGUUAAACAAUUCAGUGAAACAAUUCAGGAGUUUAAGUGUGAAGUUAAUUAUUUAUCUCAUCUGAGUUUUCAGUUUUUUCAAGAUGUUUUUACAUGACAAUGUAUAGUGUGAGUUUCCACAAUACAGGCAAACGAGUAUUUCCAGGGCUUAAGUGAAAAUGUUUUUAACAUGAGAUUUUAGACACAUUUAUUUGAAACUGUAGCACAGCCAGCAGACUGUACAAAAAUAAACAAAAUGUAGUUUGGCAUAAAUUUGGUGGGAUGAAUACAGGUGAUUAAGCCAUGGCUUGCUGUCCAUGUUUGGCUUUGUGUAGCAAAGUGGCAAACAGGUGCGACAGCAAGGUAGCCUAAUGAAGUGUAUCCUUACAUGAGCAAGGUGGUACGCUGAAAUAAGUGUUCUUGUGUUCUGAAUUUGUUUGUUGUGUAUAUCCUUUGGUUGUGAACUUGGAAUUAAAAUUAUUCUGAACAUG
This is a messenger RNA of Myripristis murdjan (pinecone soldierfish), 3371 nucleotides long. It is a transcript of the gene rfxap, whose product is annotated as regulatory factor X-associated protein. Gene Ontology annotation, cellular component: nucleus. The transcript has 3 exons. The record is from RefSeq and is a predicted model, not a curated record. Bases 250 to 894 code for a protein of 214 amino acids. Gene Ontology annotation, biological process: regulation of transcription by RNA polymerase II. NCBI's taxonomy places the organism in Eukaryota, Metazoa, Chordata, Actinopteri, Holocentriformes, Holocentridae.